This is a messenger RNA of Selaginella moellendorffii, 1671 nucleotides long. Its product is annotated as volume-regulated anion channel subunit LRRC8D. Gene Ontology annotation, cellular component: nucleus. The record is from RefSeq and is a predicted model, not a curated record. Lineage: Eukaryota; Viridiplantae; Streptophyta; Lycopodiopsida; Selaginellales; Selaginellaceae. Gene Ontology annotation, molecular function: protein binding. The coding region runs from base 160 to 1527 and encodes 455 amino acids. The transcript has 12 exons.
CCGCUAGGGUUUAUCGGGAUGAUUUCGCGAGGAGGAGGUUUGUGGCAUUGCUCGAUCCAGAGAGAAAAUGCGAGCUAUCGGUGUGAUCUGUGGAGAAAUCUCUAGAGGUUUCCAUGCUGAAAUGCCGGCAGCUGCGAUGCGUCUGAGAAUUCCAAGAGAAUGAGGAUAGAGGGAAGAUCAAGCUCUGAGAAUUCCAAGAGAAUGAGGAUAGAGGGAAGAUCAAGCUUUGUAGAAUCAGCCGACGUUACGAAGAAGAAUGCUAGAUUAAAACUGGACAAGGGGCCAAAUGAGAAGAAAGUUCUCGAUUGGCAGACACUGUGCAAAGUAGGACGUGUUGACGAGCCAUGGAGGCUUAAACACGCAAGAUUCAAGGGCCAUGGCAUCAAGAAAAUCGAUCCACAAAAGUUUGGAGAGUUUACUUCCCUGCGUUACAUCAAUCUCACCAGCAACUUUGUGCCUCUUGAGUCCCUUGCACCGUUUCCUUUCCUCCAAAACGUUUGCCUCCAACGGAAUCGACUACUAUCGGUGAAUCCCCCUGCACAAAAGUUUACGGCCCUUCAGGAGUUGGAUGUGUCGUAUAACAAGUUGAAGGCAUCGGCUAUGGUUGCGUUGUCGACGUUGCCAGACUUACGCAGGCUCAACAUAGACUACAACUAUUUGGGCAAGAUACCGGACGAGAUAGGAGACUUGGGGGCAUUUCCUAGUUUGCAAAAACUUUCUGCAGCAGGAAAUGGUCUUCACUCAUCGUCCCUCAUACCCUUAAGCAAGACAGCUAUACUGAUACGAAGGCUGGAGCUGCUUUGCUUGUCGAGAAACUCGAUCAGUAGCUUGCCAGAGGAGGUGUUUUCGUGGCCUAAGCCAUUCCGGCGGCUCACGGAGCUGGAUUUGUCUUUUAACUGCCUCAAAGAGCCUCACACGCUAGUGUCCCUGAGGUUUCUGGAGCAUUUGAACAAGGUGAUAUUGUGGGGGAAUCCCAUCGCAAAAAACGUUGGGCAACCGGUUAUCAAAGCGUAUCUUCAAGCACGGCAAAGUGGUCAGUCGUGGGCUUUGGAACCGCCACCUCCGUCACGGCAUCCAUACCAAAGAUUCAUCCCAGUUCUUCGCCCACAAUCCUGUUUACUCAAUGACGCUGAGCUUCACGCAGCUGAAUGCAAGCCAGACCCCAAACCCGAGAAGAAGGAAAAAAAAGAGGAUCCUCAGGAAACCCCAGCGGCGGAUAGAUCCGCAUUUGGAGCAUCAAUGGCGUUUCUAACUCUCAAACGAGAGCUAGCAUUUCCGCCCGCUUCGUCGGAGCUUAAACCUCCUCACUACUGGGCUCCUCCAAAGAGGCAGGACAGUAGCUUGUUGGAAGCCACGAGACGACGCCAUCGCCCCACGCUUUUGCAAAGAGUCCGGAAAAUGCAGGCUGAGCAGGAGAAGCAAAGAACUGAUGUUAUUCUCAAGGGAAUGCAAGAGCGCUUGAAACGUGUAGAGAGUGGGCUGAGCUUCUUGCAAAACAAGCUAACACCCCUUUGUAAGGCGGCUUAGUUUUCUUUUCCAAUUUGUAGCUCUAGAAGUUCACUGGUUUUCCAUUCUCAGUGAGCUUAGGCUUGCAAAACAUGUAAACAGAAAAAAAUGUCGAAAGAACGAAGCGAAAAAUAAAAAAAACCAGAAGAGGGAGGCAUGUCCUUU